Dibothriocephalus latus is the source of this 246-nucleotide messenger RNA. The record is from the annotation of a GenBank genome assembly. Lineage: Eukaryota; Metazoa; Platyhelminthes; Cestoda; Diphyllobothriidea; Diphyllobothriidae.
GGUGGAGGACCCCCGCCACCACCCUCUCAUCAGUACGCCCGAGAUCCCGCUGUCGGAGUACCGCCCCCGCCAACACCUCCUGGCUACGGUACAAUGGGUUGGAGACCACAGGGUGGCACGCCUCCGCGUGCACCCUUUCCCUCCAACUCUUCCUACUCUCAACGAAUGCCGCCGGUUGGUGAGUACCGACCUCUGCUAAAUAACCUUUUGUGUCGUUUUCAUGUCCCCUCCUCUGUUGUCUCGUAG